AUGAUGGACAGGGGACAAAUAGAAAACUAUACACUACAAUCACGAUUGGGCUCUGGUGCAUUUGCUCAGGUUUUCAAGGCAAUUCACAAGACCAGUGGAAAUGUAGUGGCCAUCAAGAUGAUUGACGUCUAUCGACUUACAGAGAGAAACUCAAAGCUGAAGGAGAACCUAAACUAUGAAAUCAGGAUCCUAAAGUCUGUCAAUCAUCCCAAUAUUGUCACCCUCUACGAUGUCUUGGAUUCUCCCCCUCCUUCAGAUUCAUACAUUUACAUGAUUAUGGAAUGUUGCGAAGGUGGUGACUUCUCCAAGUAUAUUAGGAAGCACAAGAAGUUGUCAGAGGACAGAGCACUAGACUUGAAACCCCAGAACCUCCUCCUCUCUGACUCUUCUGAUACACCCAUCCUCAAGAUUGCCGACUUUGGCUUUGCCCGCUUCAUAGAUGUUCAGUCUCUUUCUGAUACAUUCUGUGGAUCUCCACUCUACAUGGCCCCAGAAAUACUUCACAGAAAGAACUACACAGUCAAGGCUGACCUAUGGUCGGUAGGAGUCAUCCUCUAUGAAAUGUUAAUUGGCGAACCACCCUACAACUGCAACACAGUGGUAGACCUAUUACACCAGCUGGAAACAACACGCAUCAAGCUCCCUAGCAAUGUGUCAAUUAGCAGGGAAUGUCAAGACCUUCUAUACUCACUGCUUCAAACCAAUGAGGCCAACAGGAUAUCAUGGGAGGACUUCUUUUUGCAUCCAUGGCUAGGUUUCUCACAGAACAUACCAAUUGCACUGUCACCAACCUCAGCUACAAACUACAUCAACUCUGCCUCACCAUUCAUAGACAACAAUGCUCUCUACCAUCACAAUAGUAGUAGCAACAGUGCCACUACUGGAAUAUACUCUCCAUCCAAACCUGACCGUAUAGUUGGACAACAACAACAACAACACAACCAAUUUAAUAUUAAUGAUGGACAACAACAACCAAAGAAGAAUACUACAUCAUCAUCAUCAAUCGACUUUGAAAAGGACUGUGUUAUACUGGACGAUGAGGAAUCUAUCAAUACCCUCGAAAGAAUUGGCAAACGAGCAGUGGCAAUAGCAGAAUUGGGCGACCUUAGACAGUUCGAACCUAGCGAAUGCGUGCCUCUUUAUCUAAAGGCGUUGCUUCUCAUCAAGUCCAGAUUGCAAGGCAGCACACCCAACUUCUCCUUUGGCUCACCAAACCUCUAUCGAUACAACGCAGUCACAGAGAAGCUGCGGGAAUCAUUGCGCGAAUACCUGGACAAGACAUUGAAACAUUACGCUAGAGGUCUCGAGCCUAGUCAAACAUUCUCACCCAACAAGUUCAUCUACGACACUGCGUUGGAGAUGGGCAGGAAUGGAGGAGUGGAGGAGAUGUACAAAGACUAUCCAAAGUCUUUGCAAUACUACACUGAUGGUCUCCUACUACUUGAGUACCUAUUAUCGAUAUCAGUUGACAAGGAGGAUCAAGGUGUUUUGAGCAAAUACAUUAAUUCGUUCAACGAGAGAAUACAGUACUGUACACAAUUGUCAUCUAGGUGA
This is a messenger RNA of Acytostelium subglobosum LB1, 1554 nucleotides long. RefSeq lists its product as hypothetical. The transcript has 6 exons. Gene Ontology annotation, biological process: autophagy; protein autophosphorylation; autophagosome organization. The coding region runs from base 1 to 1554 and encodes 517 amino acids. Gene Ontology annotation, molecular function: ATP binding; protein serine/threonine kinase activity. The record is from RefSeq and is a predicted model, not a curated record. Lineage: Eukaryota; Evosea; Eumycetozoa; Acytosteliales; Acytosteliaceae. Gene Ontology annotation, cellular component: cytoplasm; autophagosome.